CUCGCAUUUUCGGUCCGUGCCUGGGCUGUGGCUAUCUAUGGUGGCCGCGUUCAAUGGCGCCGUCGGUGGUGGUUGAAGUAUGUGCAUACGGUGUUCCGAAAUACCGUGUGCUGCUUAUUUUAAACCGGCGCCUGCUGCGAACGCAACGUCUGCCAUGGGGUCAUCUUUGUAAUUGCGCUGUGGGGGGACAUUGCCGGUGCGCGUGCAGCCAUCGAGCGUCGUGUCUGUGAACUCUGCGACUGCUCAUCGGCCAGUGACACGCAUGGACCGACGGAGGGCUUUUGCUGCAAAUCGGGAACGUCUCCAACAACUCUGUGCCUUGCUACGAUGCAACGCUAGGGAAUGCAUGCAGACUGUACAAAUAAUCUUGCGGACUGCUAGUUAAUACUAUAUUGGCUCAAGGAAAACCCGGUCUCGUGGAUGGGCCAGGAUGACCGUAGGCACAGACUGCUGAGACGUUGUUGCUUCGUCGGCCAUUGUGGCGGCAGGGUCAGCCUUCGAUCACGCCGCUGCCGCCGCUGCUGAAGCGGCGCUGUCAGUGGUUGUGAGGUGCGGACGAUUUCUUUGGCUGUCAACUCUCGAUGACGACGGGGCAUCUGUGGCACUGUCAGCGCCUGCGAGGUAGUCCUGAACGUUUGCUGCGCCGCACAACACACUUGUAGUGCAACGAAGCCUGCCGCCUGCUAUUAAAGUGAGGGUUCAUGGAGGCCCUGGUUGCUGAGGGGACGCUGGGUUCUUCACCUGAGCCAUGUGCCAUAGGAGUGACAGCACCAGGUGGCAGCACCACCAAGCGCAGCUGGCAACAGCUGCGGCAGGCUGUGCGACAGACCCGCUGUCGCUUGUACGGCCUUGCCUCACGCCUUCCCAGCAGUGUUGUCUUCGGCAAGGGCCGCCUCUACUUCCUCAGCCCGCUGACUGAGGGACGGGAGAGCAGCCUUCACUAUGUUGACCUGCCUCCGCUCCAAGCUCAGAGCGGCAGCACCGAGGCCACUGGCCUGGUUGGGGUUGGUGGCUCGAAUGGCAGCAGUGGCAAUGAAGGUGUGGCAGGGGCUGGUGGAACACUGGGCUCAGCAGCUCCUCCCGUGCUCCAGUGGCGCCCUCUGCUGGACCCCAAGUUCCACCGGUGUCACCCGCCUGGGCGGCUGUCACGAGAGGAACAGCUCCAGUGGGAGCGGCGCCGCCUCAUGGCCUGGGGCAUCACGUCCUUCGACUACCAGGGUGGUCGCUUUGUCUUUCCGGCUGGUGGCUCCCUCUUCUUCUGCGAUGACAUGCCCCUGGGAGGUCCGCACUUCCCGGUGGAGCUCCGCACAUCGUUGAGCUGUGCACGCCUCAAUGCACAGCUUUGUCCAUGCAAUGGUGAUGUCGUGGCUUUUGUGGCAGCAGGCGACCUGUGGGUCACUCACCUGGGCUCAGGUGCCGAGGCGCGGCUCACGCACACUCGCUCAGAAGGUGCAACUGUGUCAGAGAGUCCAGUCAGUGUGGGCGUACCAUCGUACGUGACCCAGGAGGAGUUUAACCGGUACGUCGGCUUCUGGUGGUGUCCCAUGGUUGAUGCAGUGGGAACGUACCGCAUCCUGUACGAGGUGGUGGACGAGAGUGACGUGGAGGUGCUUCAGCUGCCUUCGUUUGGCGAGGAUGGCACAGCGGGCACAGAGGAGCACCGCUUCCCCCGUGCGGGUUCUCCAAAUGCCCGCUCCUCCCUUGCCCUAGCACAGUUCUCACUCUCCCACACUGGACAGAUCGAGAAUGUGUGUCUACUGUCCCUGACUGAGCCCUUGUCGUCGCUGUCACCAAGUUCAGAGUACCUGCUAAGAGCUGGCUGGACACCCGACGGCUCUGCGGUGUGGGCAGAGCUGCUUGACCGUCCACAGCAAAGACUGCAACUUGUGCUGUUCCCGCUGAGCUGCUUCCAACCCCCUGAGGGUUUGCAGCAAGCAUCGGCACAGUCCCUCCUCCUCUGGCAGGAGACCUCCCAAGUCUGGAUCAAUGUGCAUGAUGUGCUUAUCUUCCUGCGGCCAGAGUCUCCUCAGGAGCUGCGCCUCCUGUGGGCCAGUGAAGAAUCCGGCUUCCGGCAUCUUUACCUCCUGCGGCUACGCACAGAUGGCCAGGCUCCCUGCACGGCCCUUCCACUGCCCUCGGGACACGGCUCAGAUCGCCUGGUUUACAAGACACAGCUCACGGCUGGGGAGUGGGAAGUGUCCGAGAAGGAUGUGUGGGUGGACGAGAGCCGGCGACUAGUCUACUUUGUGGGCCUCAAGGACACACCCUUGGAGAGGCACCUGUAUGUGGUGGGCCUUGAUGGCCAGUUACCGGUGUCAAGGCUGACUGAGCCAGGGUACUCUCACAGCAUCUUCAUGGAUCAGGGGUGCAGCAUGUUUGUUACGGUCAAGAGCAGCCUGAGUGAGCCACCCUCGAGCGCUGCGUAUGGGCUGAACCACUUGGAAGAACCAUCAUGUCCACCAUCUCCACGCCUUCUGGCAGUCUUACUGGAGCCAUCAAGACCUGUUGUGAUGCCUCUGCUGGAUGGUGCCAGUGUUGGGGGCUACCAGGAGCCAGAGCUCUUCAGCCAUACAAUCUCAUCGGGCCAUGUGGUGUUUGGCCUGGUCUUCAAGCCGGCACACUUGGAGCCACAGCGUCGUUAUCCCACAGUGCUCACCAUCUACGGGGGCCCAGAGGUCCAGCUGGUUACAAACUCCUUCAAGGGCAUGCGGCAUCUGCGGCAGCAUCUUCUGGCCUCCGAGAACUAUGCGGUUGUGGUGGUGGAUUGCCGAGGAUCACGGCACCGGGGCAUUGAGUUUGAGUCGCAUAUCAAAGGCCGCAUGGGCACAGUUGAAAUAGCGGAUCAUGUGGAGGUACUGCAGUGGCUGGCUCAGGAGAAGGACUACAUUGACCUGUCCAGGGUGGCAAUCCAUGGUUGGUCCUAUGGCGGCUACCUGUCGUUGAUGGGGCUGGCGCAGCGGCCAGACAUCUUCAAGGUAGCUGUGGCUGGGGCACCGGUCACCUCAUGGGGGCUCUAUGAUACGGGCUACACAGAGCGCUACAUGGGUGCCCCCCAGGACAACCCACAGGGCUACAGGAGGGGCUCUGUGCUCUCCUACAUCUCGCAGCUGCCCAGUGAGCAGAACCGGCUGCUCAUCGUGCAUGGCCUGAUGGAUGAGAAUGUGCACUUCACACACACCAGCCAGCUAGUGGCUGCACUUGUCAAGGCUGGGAAGCCCUACCAGCUUCAGGUUUACCCAGCUGAACGACACAGUUUGCGGCACUUGGACACAAGCGAGCACUAUGAGACCACGCUACUGAGCUUCCUGCAGGACAACCUCUGACUCUGCUACAAGAUGACGUGGUUGCAGAUCCAUGUUUCCAAAGUGGUGUGCAGACCAGGGCGCCUGAUCCUGAGCCGGGGCCAUCGCUUUACUGUGCCGUGGUGGUUCCUUGCCCUACUCUUCUGGUUGGGGAUGGCAACGGAAGUUGCUCAUUCAUGGCUGCCAUAUGGCCCUGCUGCCCUUUGGCUUUGCAACAGUCCUCCAUGCUACAAGGCAGUGCAGGCGGUGCCCACUGGCCUGGUGAAAGUGAGCUGCAGCCGAGUGGUUAAACAUCAGGUUCAGCUAUCAUUGCUGCUUUGGCAGCCCAGAACGAUGUCUUGUGCUAGAUGGUGGCUUUCGCUCACGCCAGCAACACGAGUAGCAGCCUUGGUGCAGUUUAGGGCUGACACGGGCCCUGUAGUUAUGCAGCCUAGGCUGGCCACCGUGGCUCAAUUGCAUGAGUUACAAGAGGCCAGUGCUUUGGCAGCAGUCAAUCAUCUGCCAUGCCAUUGAAGCUGCAUUGUCAUGAGGGAAACAGCUUUGGUUGGUCCAAUAAGUGUUUCAUAUGCCAAUCAGCAUUCAUUGCUGGAUGCAGUCACUAAUGGUGUGCAUUCUUGUCAGCAAGUGAACUCUUCUGUGUGGUUCCACUUCUGUGCCUGGUGAUAGCAGUGACAUGCUAGGUGUGACUUUUACCAUGAUGAUAGUGCAUAUAAGUGAUCAAACAUCUCCACAAGGGAAGGUCUGCUCCUGUGGGCAGGUUUUGGCAGACGAUGAGGCAGGAGUGAGGCAGUAAUGGGCACAUAUGUGCUCUGUUGUCAUUGUUGUGUGUGUCCCAACUGUUUUGCUGGACCUACGGCAACCUUUUAUUUUAUUUGACCAGGUAGGUAGGUGUCCUAUGCAUUCAUUGCAGUGUGUGGAAACAGAGUUGGUAGAAAAAAAGACAUGGAAUGUGUUGAUGAGCGUGCUAGUGUGGGCCUUCAUGUGUCACUUCACAUCCCAAUGAAGGAAACAACAGCUCUUCUCCUCGGUCAUAUUGCCUGCAUAGGAAUGCAGAGAUAACUGUGCCACGGGCUCUUCAAGAGCUGGGUGACAGAAGCAAGAUGAAUGCCUAAUACAUUUUAUUUAUGCAAAGGUUUGCUUUAAUAUGUUAGUGCAGAAGUUGCCAAGAUGCUAGCACAGAUAUGGCAGAAGGGUAACAUUUCAUAUGGCAUGGUGAAUUAGUUUUCAGUGGGAUCAUGAAUGUAAUUAUUAUAGAACAUUUAUGGACAGGGCAGCUAUAGGCAUCACUUAUAUGCUGGCAUCACUUCAAGAAGGUACUGUAGGUACCUUCUUGAAGGUUGAACUAGAAGGAUUUCUUGUGGCAAAAGAUGUGGAAAUAAGAACGCUGGGUCAUUCGAGUGAACUGCUGUUGUGGAUGAGUCCAGCUACUGUAUACAAUUUUUGUAGUGAAUAAGGAGAAAAAAAAGAAAGAGGCAGUAACUGUCUGAAGGGAGAAAUGGUCAAGUUCUACAUCAUGUGCCACAAAUUAUUUGAAUUCACGUCAGUACUUGUGCUGCUGGCUUCUGCCUGCUGAUUGAGUGUGAAAAUUGAUACCUUGCUUCUAUUUUCCCGACUCAACAAACCAAUUGCUACGUUCUAUGGAAUGAAAAAAAAAAAAAUUUGCUGUUAAAACUUGA
Messenger RNA from Dermacentor albipictus, 4978 nucleotides. The record is from RefSeq and is a predicted model, not a curated record. Lineage: Eukaryota; Metazoa; Arthropoda; Arachnida; Ixodida; Ixodidae.